GGGGCCAGGCGGACCUCUCUGGGGAGCGCAUUCCAUAGAUGGGGCGCCACUGCAGAGAAAGCGGAGAAAGAUUUUCCUAAUUGCGCUCCACUGCGGGGUUCCGGUGCCACCUGUACUGGGUCAGGCUGCUUGAACUGUUAGUAUAAAUUCUUUCCACACCGGGAGGAGAAUGUCACGAAAAAGCUCAAGGGAAUCGAAAAAAGUUAAUGCAUCCAGCUCUUUGGAGUCAGAAGAUAUUAGUUUGGAGACUACAAUACCCACUGAUGAUAUCUCUUCCUCAGAAGAUCGGGAAGGCACUGUUAAAAUUACUAGGCAGCUUAUUGAGCGGAAGGAACUGCUUCAUAAUAUCCAGUUAUUGAAAAUAGAGCUAUCCCAGAAGAACUUAAUGUUAGACAACUUGAAGGUGGAAUACCUGACAAAAAUUGAAGAAUUAGAAGAGAAACUUAAUGAUGCUCUCCAUGAGAAACAGCUGUUGUCUUUACGCCUAGACAACCAGUUGGCAUUACAGCAAGAAGAUGCUCGAAAACAUCAAGAACUGAUGAAACAGGAAAUGGAAACGAUCUUGUUACGCCAGAAGCAGUUAGAAAAGAAUAACCAUCAGUUAAGAGAAUGGUCUGGAGAUAUCCGCCGCAGCUUGCGUGACCUUGAAUUGACUGAUGAAUCCUACACCAGACUCAGAUCUCUACCAGAAGAUGAACUCUCUAUUCCUGAAUAUGUGUCUAUCAAAUUCUAUGAAGUAGUGCAUCCUUUAAGAAAAGAGUUAAGUGACCUACAAGUGAAGAAGGAAACAGCAUCAGAAGCACUGAAUGAUUACAAAUCCCAGCUGAAACAACUGAUGGAGAACUAUGAAGCAGAGAGAAGGGAUCGUUCAGAGGUGGAAGUUAGGUGUCAGCGUUUAGCCCUUGAACUCGCUGAUACAAAACAAAUGAUUCAGCAAGGGGACUAUCGGCAAGAGAACUAUGAUAAAGUAAAAUGUGAGCGUGAUGCACUUGAACAUGAUUUCUCAGAGCUCCGAAGAAAAUACGAAAUUUUAGAAGUUUCACACAAAGCAUUAACCAAAGAAAGGAAUGAUUUAUCAAAAGAGGUUGCAAAUUUACAACAGUCUGUUACCUUACUGCAAAAAGAUAAGGAUUUCCUCAACCGUCAAAACAUGGAGCUCAGUGUUCGCUGUGCUCAUGAAGAAGAUCGUCUUGAAAGACUUCAGGUUCAGCUAGAAGAUGCAAAAAAGGCCAGAGAAGAAAUGUAUGAAAAAUAUGUCACAUCCAGAGAUCAUUAUAAAACGGAGUAUGAAAACAAACUGCAUGAUGAACUGGAGCAUUUAAGACAAAAAACAUCCCAGGAAAUCGAACAGCUUCGAACAGCUACAAAAGAAAUGUAUGAGCGUGAAAACAGAAAUCUAAGAGAAGCUCGAGAUAAUGCUGUGACUGAAAAAGAGAGGGCUGUUGCAGCCGAAAAAGAUGCCUGUGGAAAAUAUGAGCAGCUCUUAGAACAGUACAGGCAGCUGCAGCUCAGCACAGAAAGCAAAGUGGCUGAACUUUUCCAUCAGAGUAAACUGAAGUCAUUUGAAAGUGAACGUGUUCAACUCAUGCAAGAAGAAACGUCUAGAAACCUUUCUCAGUGUCAGCUGGAGUGUGAAAAAUACCAGCGAAAAUUUGAAGUUUUAACCAAAGAAUUUUAUGAUCUCCAAGCACAAAGUGAGAAACGGAUUUCAGAACUUCAGGCACAUAAUUCUGAGUACCAGGCAAGGCUUGACACAUACGAAAAACUGGAAAAAGAACUUGAUGAGAUAAUAAUGCAAACUGCAGAACUUGAAAACGAAGACGAAGCAGAAAGAGUUCUGUUCUCCUAUGGAUAUGGUGCAAACGUUCCUACAACAGCCAGAAGGCGGUUGAAGCAAAGCGUCCAUUUGGCAAGAAGGCUACUACAGCUAGAAAAGCAAAACACGUUGCUCACAAAAGACCUGGAGCGUCAGAAGGAACAGGUUACCCAGAUUUCACAAGAGCGUGACAGAAGUAAUUCCUUGUUGAAUCAAGUACAGCAGCCUUACAGAUACCUCAUUGAGUCUGUACAACAGAGAGAUUCUCAGAUUCUUGUACAAAAAGAAAAGAUUGUACAACUUGAGAAGGAUAUUGAUCUUUUAAAUAAAGAAAAGACAGCUUUGCUGCGUGUCAAGAAUCAAAUGGCAGCAGACUUAGAGAGACUUCUAAAUCAUCGUGAGGAACUUGCUGCAAUGAAGCACAUGUUGAUGCGUCUUCAUGGCAAACCCCAAGGAGACAGCUUGCCGGAGAAACAGAAUAGAAGUCCUUUAAAAUCCAUUUCCAGUCCAUCUGCCCAUUUACCUUUAGAACAUGAAGAAGGAGGUGUGUUUGCACCCAAGCCAACUUUAUUUACAAAGGAAGCUCCGGUACCAUGGAUGAAGAAGGCGAAGCAGAAAAAGGCAUCCUAGAUCAGUAUUCCAAGAAAAAAGUUGAUCACCAUAAUCAUGUUUUAAUACCUCUUCAUUAAGCAGCUCUGCUUUUGUACCAGCAUGUUAACUCCUUUUAUUUUAAUAAGACUAUUACAACACAAGAUUAGAGUUACAUUUGUAAUAUCUCAGAAUUCAUGUGCAUAAAUCCAUGUGCAUAAAUGAUGCUAAUAAAGACCUUUGAAUUUA
Messenger RNA from Varanus komodoensis (Komodo dragon), 2653 nucleotides. It is a transcript of the gene PIBF1, whose product is annotated as progesterone immunomodulatory binding factor 1. The transcript is spliced from 18 exons. Gene Ontology annotation, cellular component: centriolar satellite. The record is from RefSeq and is a predicted model, not a curated record. The coding region runs from base 170 to 2446 and encodes 758 amino acids. Gene Ontology annotation, biological process: cilium assembly. NCBI's taxonomy places the organism in Eukaryota, Metazoa, Chordata, Lepidosauria, Squamata, Varanidae.